GUUUGGAUGCUGAUUAGAUGCUGAGGUUAGGAAGAGGGGUGUUGUCGUAACUAUGGAAACGAGAAUAAAUAAUAAUAAAAAGCCAGGCAGUGCGCAGCAGCAGGAAGGAGGCUGCUCGGUUCUUCUCCCUCGCCUCUCCUCUCUGGUUACCACAGUGCGGAGACACGCCGAAAUUUGGAAGUGGACUCCUAGCAACUAAGAGCUUUUCGCGUGCUUAAGGCUGUCAUGAUCUAUCUGAAGGAUCGUUUUUUCCAUCCUUAUAAAAUACAAGAAGACGUCUCGGAACAACCUGUUUCCUUUUUGCUAGCCGCCGACUUCGCUUAGACUGAAAAAGAGGAGGUGGGGGGAUUCGUGUAGCUGGCUGGGCGACUGAUGUGCACCUGAGGAUACUGCAGACCUGAGAUCCAAAUCGACGGCGUUUAUUUUUCGUUUCUAGGAGGAGAUUUGAGCGCCUUUUUUCCUCGGGAUGGACGGGGUGAGCAGCAACAGGACGAUGUCUUACAGCAGAUGGAGUUAUUACGACAGUGCUCUUGAUGAAGAAGGAAGCAACCUCCGGCAACAAAAGCUUGAAAGGCAGCGAGCAUUGUUAGAACAGAAGCAAAGAAAGAAGAGACAGGAACCACUGAUGGUGCAGUCAAGUGUGGAUAGUCGAUCCCGAACCCGGAGAACAAAGCAAUCUGAAGAACAAGCUCCUCUUGUGGAGUCUUAUCUGAGCAGUAAUAACAGCACAAUAUAUCAUGUGCAGGAGGCUGACCAGAGUGAUGCCAAGCUGGUAUCUGAUACACAGGCGCCAAAACCAGCUAAAAAAGCAAAGGCAACUGCUUCUGUUCCCCAAAUGAGUAGUGCCAAAAAGGAGAAAAAGGGGAAACAAAAAGGAAUUGAUGGUCCAGCUGCCUUCCAAGAUGAUAUUCAGGACUUAGGAGGCCAGAUACAAAUUCUAACAGUGGGACAAUCAAACACAGAUGGUGGGAAUAAUGGAGAGCCAGUUGGUAACAGCCAGGAACAGUCAAAGCAAGACCUUCGUGUUACAAUGCAAAAAAAAGGUAUUUCCAGCAGUAUGAACUUUGAUGAGGAGGAGGAUGAAGAAGAGGAAGAUAGCUCUAGCUCUUCCCAGCUGAACAGUAAUACUCGACCUGGUUCUGCUACAAGCAAAAAAUCAAACAAGGAGGUGGCAUCUGCAAACACACCACCUGCAAGUGAGCCAGUGGUAGAUGUGGAUGAUCUUGAAGAAUUUGCUCUUAGACCAGCACUUCAGGGAGUCACCAUUAAGUGCAGAAUCACUCGAGACAAGAAAGGGAUGGACCGUGGAAUGUAUCCCACUUACUACCUCCAUUUAGAAAGAGAAGAUGGAAAAAAGGUGUUUUUACUAGCAGGGAGAAAAAGGAAGAAGAGUAAGACGUCCAAUUACCUCAUCUCUAUAGACCCCACAGAUUUGUCUCGGGGAGGAGAGAGUUUCAUUGGGAAGCUCAGAUCAAAUCUUAUGGGGACAAAAUUUACUGUAUAUGAUAAUGGUGUGAAUCCUGGCAAAUCAACAUCCAGCUUAGAAUCUAACAAUCUGCGCCAGGAGCUGGCAGCUAUCUGUUAUGAGACAAAUGUUUUAGGAUUCAAGGGACCUCGUAAAAUGAGUGUUAUUAUACCAGGCAUGAACAUGGAUCAUGAAAGAGUUUCAAUUAGACCAAGAAAUGAACAUGAAUCACUGAUUGCAAGAUGGCAGAACAAAAACACAGAGAGUAUCAUUGAGCUUCACAACAAAACUCCAGUUUGGAAUGAUGAUACCCAGUCCUACGUUCUCAAUUUCCAUGGAAGAGUGACUCAGGCAUCUGUCAAAAAUUUCCAGAUCAUCCAUGAUAAUGACCCUGAUUAUAUAGUAAUGCAGUUUGGUCGAGUGGCAGAAGACGUUUUCACAAUGGACUACAAUUACCCAAUGUGUGCCCUUCAGGCCUUUGCCAUUGCCCUUUCCAGCUUUGACAGUAAAUUGGCCUGUGAAUAAGUAUCGCAGGCUUUUCAUCAAGCAAGUUUUAUUUACAUGAAUGAAGACGGCAGCCUCACUUUUUCAAAAAUCUGUUGCGACCUUACUUUCAAAGACUGUAAGGUACAAAAAUGUGUCUAAAACAUGGCAACCUAGAGGCUAACAUGGAAAAGUGACGCAUUAAAAGCGGUUAUGAUUGGUAAAAUUUUACAGAAAAUGUGAGAGUUAAAGUCUUUUACGACAUUCCAUAAAUUCAAAGAUCGUUCUUUUAUUUUUUUAUUACAAUGUGUGUCAACAUUUUUCAUAUUCUUCAUAUUUGGUAAACUCUACUAAUGAAACGUAUUCUAACAUUUGGAAGUUAAUAUUAAGUUACUUCCCAGCGACCAGUGAUUUGCUAAAUAUUAUGAAAUUCAGAUUAACCGCUUUUCUUUACGUGUUUAUGGGAUCAGAAACAUUCUAUUUUUAAAUAGAAACUAAAUUGAAAUUGAAAAAAUAAGAAAAAUCUUGAUUAUGGUGUUGUGGACUGACAAUUAACCUCAUCUUAAUAAUGUUUUAAUAAAGAUUGUAUUUAUUUUUAUUUAAAAGAUGGAAUAGGAAGAGUCGCACAUGUUUUACAUUACAUGCCUUUUAUCUUAAGCUCAGCGAUGCUAACGUUAAGCCACCACCACCAAGAACUGAUUAAUGUCUUGUCAUAUAUUUUAAAUGUGUCUACCUGGAAUAUUUUAUAGCUGAAUGCCUCUGGUCCUGUCCAAAACCUGAGACCUAAAAAAGUGCAAAAGUAGUAAAAAAAAAAAAAAAAAAAGCAGAGACUUUGUAUUAACAAUUUAGGAGGGUUUUAAAAGCAGCCAUCCUAAUAAAGCCAGGCAUUGUAAAUAGCUUGCUGAGCAGUACAUCUGCCUUAGACUUCCAUUCUCUCAAUAUGGGUCUUUUCUAAUCCAUGCCCAGGAAAUUAAGACUUACACCCUAUAGAAGAGUCUAAAUACCUCUGGCAGUAGCCACCCGUUUAUACACAUUUAUAAAAAUAAAAGCCCUGAUCAUGCUGUAGUACCCUGACAGCCCUUGGAAUUGAUCCACAGCUACAAAAUGCAGAGUCACAAAACCAUGAACCAUUUUUGCUAGUCUAGUUCACCCUCUUUUUAGCAGGUCCUAAUGCAGUCUUCAUGGCGUAAUAUAGCAGAGCUUCCUGGAGAUGUACCUGCUAAUGUACCAUGGAGUUGCUCAGGGUUAAAUGGGCACAAGUCUCCUGCUCUUCAAAUAGCUCAGCCAGUCUUUUUAUUCAAAGCUCCUGUAUCCUGAGAUUCUCUCUGACUACUCUCUGUACACCCCAAGUAUAUCGUACAGACCUGCAGGCCUUAAACAAUAGAUACCGCUGAUUCUUUUCUGGUCAGAGACAAAAGCACAAAGGGAAGUGCAGUAUGCUUUCUGAUUGUUCUUUUUGUCCAGGCAACUGAAAUCUCAGAGGUGUUACAGCAAGUGCCUGGUGACCGAGCAGCUAACUGUAGUGUUAUGUUUGUCUGGCACUGCCAGUUCACAGAGGUAAAUGAAACUCUUUCAAAUGAUGACCUAAGGAGUCGGCCAGUAGUGAUGAGGACGGGAAGGUGCAGCAAAUUGCAUGUGAAUAUCAUGAGACUGUUGAUAGAAUUACAAUGCAAUUAUUAGACAAUUUCUGAAAUGUUUGAUCAGUUUGGUCACCUGCUGUAACAGCUGUGGUCCUUACGACACUGAUUUAACAAGAGGGUCGGCCAAAAGACACUUGACACUGUAGAUAGAGCUGUUAUGCCAUCGUACGUAACACACAUGGGCUGAUGCUACAUGGUGGCCACUCUGAGAACUCGCUUACUGAGUGUACCUCUGUAGUCCUAGGGUGUUGUACCGUGUUAGCCAUUAUGAUUGUAGUGACAAGUCAACCAAAAUGAUACACUAAAAAGAUUACAAUAUGCAAGUUUUUGAGGCAACUCAGGCCCCUUCUUCAGGCAAGAUGUACCUCAUAAACACCAUGUCAGUAAAUUAACACAUAAAAAGAUCAGUUUAGUACAAUGGAUCUUCAUUUUGUAAUAUUUACACAUUGAAGCUACCUAAACCAAUUUAUUGUAACACUGUAAUACUAUAUACAAGAAUAUCAUGGCAGUGUAACAAUUUAAGCGCUGUUUAGUUCACAGCAUGAUGAUCAGCGUGGAUGGAUUUCUAGUUUAAGAUUUCAAUAUGUGUUGUUCUGUAAAGACAAAGAAGAAGUUUAUCAAACAACUGUAAAACAGUUUUGGAUCUUUUCCGAAUAUGUGCCAAUGAAGCUAAACAGUACAUCUGACAUGUUUUCAAUCAAGGUCAUGAUGUAAGGUAGACACUAUGUAUUAUUGUAACUGCUGACUUAUAAAACAUUCCUCAUUGUCUGCUUUUCUCAUUGGCUGAUACUCACCACAUAACUGGACAAAGCAGAUCUGACAAUGUAAUUAUAAAGACUGAAUGAAAUGGACCAAGAAAAGAAACAUACAGUGGUCAAAAGUUACAAGAUCGUAAGCCAAAAGUCAGUCAGAUCUUUCACCAAGCCCAAAAUUAAAUGCAUAAAUACAAGGACUAAAACACAUGCAAAGUUUUUUAGGGAUUUCUCCUCAGUCUCAGAUAGAGAUGCUCAGGAUGGUCACUGCUGACCUUUUAUUCCAUCGCAUAACUGAAGUCACGUGGAGUGGAAAAACAAAGAUGGCAUCAGAAACAUUGCCAAAUUAUUUGAAUAAUGUGAAAUACACCUCAAGUGAAAACUAAUGCUAGAUUUAAUUUCUGAAUAAUUCAAAACCCCCAAGGAAGGGAAAAUGAACAGAAAAGGCGUGAAGUUAAGUAAUGAAAAAUUAAAAAUAAAUCGUGAUCAUAACGAUUAUGAUGUUCGCCAUACUUAUGUGCUGUAAAUAAUUGAAUUUUCAACAUUUACCUCCUCACCUCCGCACAUAUUGUAAGUGGCGUGUGGAAUGAGAGUAAAGUCUGCUUUUCUCCUUUUUCCCCUUCUGCUCUUUUUCAUUCCGUGGUUUCCUUCAGCGUUUUCUCUUCUCUAUUCUCACAAUUAUAUUCGCACUACAGAGUUUUUAAACAAAACAAACUCCAUCCACGCUAGUACUUUCACAUUGUUUAUGUAAGUAUCUGUCCACAUUAAAAUGACGAAAAAACACAUAUGACAUAGCUGUUUUCCUGCACUGGCCAUGCACACAUCACCAGAAAAAUCUUUGAAAUGAUGAUAACACUGCUGGCCACGGGAUUUAUGGCAAAACUGUAGUGACCAGUAAAUUAUUUGCGUUUUGUGCAUGUAAACAGCAUUCAAACUGUACAAAGCGCAACAUGAAAGCUUACUGGUAAACAACACUACAAGCGCUACAAACUCCUCGGUGUCCUCUAUGUUGGAAUAUGGUUUUCUUCCAUGAAGGGUGACUGAUUAAGGAAUGAGAUCCAGUCAUGGAAGAAACCAUAAUAAGCACAAACCAGUUUUCAGAAGCCCACACUGCGAUGCCAUGCUAGUGUUUUCAGUAUUUCUUGUGGUAAUAAGCAGGACCCAAUCAGGGGAGGGGCCACUGUAUCCAUCAGAGGGCGCUCUUAAUCCCCCGAGAUGCAUUUCUUGAUGCAGAAUGGACUAGAACCAAUACCAUCCCUUUUGUACCAAUGGCGGAAAAAGAAUUAAAAGAGAAAUAUGGUACAGAAAAAGAGAUACAUGUAUUUAACUUGCUUUAAAAGAUAUCAUUCAUUCCCAGAAUAUAAUGCAUAAUCCUGUAUACAUACAUAUUGAGGCUGGAGAAAAGCAAAGGGACAUCACAGCCAAGUGGGAGAAUGCUGACACACAGAUGUCCCAUCCAGCAGCGAGGAAUGUUGAAGGCAUAGUGAGACGCUUCUGACGUUGCGCUGGAUCCUUGUCAUUAUAAACACUCUCAUAAUUUCAUAUUCGUAGAAUUCAUGUCAGAAAUAGAACUGGCUGGUUAUUACUACCUUAACUUGUUCUCAUCAUUUAUCACAGACUCUGGUUUUAUUAACCAUAUUGGUCAAGCAGACAUCAGCACUUUUUAAAAUAACCUGCCUGUGUGUCCUUCACAUGUUUUCUGCCUAUCUCCCUAACCUGACUUACAGCUCUCAUUUGUCCAUCUCUCUGGCACACUGUCUCUCAGCUGGAUUGCAUGGCUUUGUGAAAUAAAUUUCACAAAUUAUAUUGGCACAAAUAGCCUUCUUGCGACAAGCCACCUAAUAAGCAUGAACAAAUUGGAGUACGAUCAGAGAUUACAUUUUCAAAAGUCUACGCUUUCACCCAUCCACAUUGCAGUGCCAAACUGGUACUUUCAGAAGGAGGGAGUUUUCAAAAGUUUCCAUUUUCCAGGUUGAAAACGCCAUUAUAGUGUGGAAAAAGGGAGACUUAUGUCUGAAUUUAUAACUGAAAAUGUAGCGGACAUAAGUAACCCUUUUCACUUUUUGUCCACACUAUAGUGCCGCUUUUAACCUGGAAAAUGGAAACUUUUGAAAACUCUCUCCAGAGCCGGACGCUUCUACUUGUUUAAUUCUUGAACUCCAAGUAAAGGUGAAAAACAUUGUAUUCACAUGUGUUUCAAAUACAUAAUACUGCUUUUUAUUUUUACUGCUAGGGACACUAAAUUAAAUAUUGGAUGAAAUUAUUACAGAAACAUUUUUAACCAAUGCUGCUAAAGCCAGCUGAAACUCAAAUUCUCUUUUUAGCUGAAGCCCAUUGCUGCUUGAUUUGGCUGUGAACACUCAAUACGUAUCUACUGUGUGGCAAAUACAAGGACAAAAAUGAACACUUACAUAAAAUAAAGUCAUUCCAAUUUCAGCGGCUUCACUGGUAAUAUGAAGAAAUUGAAUGCUUUACACACAGCUGUCUGUAGCUGAGGUUCAAUAAAUUGCUAAUAUUGUGUGCUGCAGCUUCACAGUUUACUCCUUCUCCUUUAUUCUUAUACUCUUUCAAUGUUUCUUUGACGUUUGAUGCAUAUGACCAUGAAACCUAAAACACAUCUUAGGAUGCACAAGGUACAGUCUGCUGUUUUAGAUUUGAGUUAACUAAAAAACUCUUUUAAGUAUGCAGAGAGCACACCCAGCCAUCACUGCAUAUUUAAAGAAUCUGACCAGACAUUACCAGACAGCCUGCAAUCAUCGCACAACCCACUCUUUGCCAGUUAGGUGGACUGCUUUUAGCCCUUCGUGGAUGGACAGUGGGCUAUGGCUUAUAUGUCACCCUUUUCACAACACCUGGGGAGGUAAUAUGUUGUGAAGGACCUUUCAUUUUUUUAUUUUAUUGGGUUUAUUAGUGUGUUUUCUAAUGGUAAUUCAUGUCUUUUGUCAAUAUAAAUUAGCUAGAAACGCAAAACUUCCAUUGAUGUUUGUCAUCCAAGCAUUACCUCUGUCUGUUUUCGUCCAGUUCCUUUGAACCUGCGUACCUUUUUGUACUGCCUAUGUAAUUACUUCUUCCUGUGCUUUCAGGCUUUGUUUAAUUACUUGCAUUGUAAUAUGGUUUGCUUUGUAAAGGCGUUAUUAAAAAAUAAAGAUAUUGAUAUUGUCUCUUGCUCUC
Erpetoichthys calabaricus (reedfish) is the source of this 7511-nucleotide messenger RNA. RefSeq names its product TUB bipartite transcription factor (gene tub). Gene Ontology annotation, cellular component: cilium. Gene Ontology annotation, biological process: protein localization to cilium. The record is from RefSeq and is a predicted model, not a curated record. The transcript has 12 exons. Lineage: Eukaryota; Metazoa; Chordata; Cladistia; Polypteriformes; Polypteridae. The coding region runs from base 467 to 1990 and encodes 507 amino acids.